GAUUAUAUAAUUGAUAAAAGUCUCAGUAAUUAUGAAACACUUAUUGAGCUAAUAAUUGAUAGUUUAAAGUCAAAUCCCGAUGACAUUUGUCUGAUUGACUGUACGAUUGAUAGAAAAUGGACAAAACGCCAGGUGCUGAACGGAUCGGUCAAGUUUGCCAACUAUUUGAUCAGUGAAUGUCAUGCAAUCAAAGGUGAUUGUAUUGGUUUUGUCGGCUACAACAGUGACAUCCAUGUGAUGGCCAUAUUUGGGGCACUGAUGGCCGGUCUAACCUGUUAUUCAUUGUCUGAAUCCAUAACAAUAUAUGAAUUUAAAGCUAGUAUUAUGAAAAUGAAACCAAAGUUUAUAGUUUGUCCCAAUAGAUACCUGGAUGCUAUUGUCAAUGAGAAAGACAAUUUUACAUUUAUCAAGACUAUGAUGACUAUGCUUGAAACUGUAAAUGGACCCAAUCACAAUAAUAUUAUUAAUAACAAUAAUAACAUUAUUAAUAAUAGCAUAAUUAAAUCGGUAGAAGAAAUUUGUUUGAAACUUUCAAAAACUACCAGUGCUGUAGUUAAGCUACCUGUGCACACUGAACCUGACAAUCACGUAACAUAUUUCAUGUCAAGCGGUACAACUGGUCAACCGAAAGCCAUAAUUAGGACAAACAAAAUCUAUUUGUCAGUCAUCGAGUGCCUAAUACAACCAAAUAUGAUACCACAAACAUCUGGAGGACAGUCAAAUGAUAUCUACCUAAGCGACAGUAUAUUUCAUUCCAGUGGUCACGAAACAUUGAUCCGGGCUAUUGUUAUGUCGACACCGGUAGCAGUGCUACGUAGUGAGGACAGUAUGGAUGACAUUUAUCAAUGUAUACACAACUAUCGGAUUAGUCAAGCGUUUAUGACACCGGCCUAUUUAAGCUAUUUAGUCAAAAAUAUGGAUAAAUAUACUAGUGAAUAUCUGGGUAGUUUAAAAUGUCUAUAUGUUGCUGGUGAUUUUUUAAAUUAUAACAUUUAUAAAAGUGUUAAACAAUAUUAUAAUAUUGACAAUAUAUUAAUGGUUUACGGUAUGUCGGAAAUGGGAUUUAUAUGUCAAUCACCGCCUGAUAUCGAUAACAAUAAAUAUCGGUCUACUGUCGGCUAUGUGGGCAAAGUUUGUCCAAAUUUGCGGAUAAAAAUAUUAAACGAUUCGGGUUCGCCACUGCCGGCCAAUUCAUUUGGAAAACUAUACGUUUCGGGAUUAGCGGCAACACUUGGAUAUUUAAAUGACCCGGAGCAAACUAACAAUUUGUUGACUAACGAUGGUUAUGUCAUAACUGGUGACAUUGGCUAUUACGAUGAUAAUCAUAAUGUCUAUAUAGUUGGCCGAUCCAAAGAUAUCAUUAAAGUUUAUGGUAAUAAUGUAAUGCCAUCUGAAUUGGAAAAUGUAUUAAGCGAGCACCGGUAUGUGAUGAAAGCGGCUGUCAUCGGUAUCGAUGACGAUCUAUUAGGUAGCGUUCCCAUGGCUUUUGUUACUGUCGACGAUAGCGUAUCAGUUAGUGAAGAGGAGCUUAUGGAUUAUGUGGACAAACGAGUCAGUGAUCAUAAACGACUGAGAGGUGGCAUCAAAAUAGUCGACUCAAUGCCCGUCAAUCAUAUGAAUAAAGUGAUAAAAUCUCAAUUAAGAAAAUUAAUUUUGUAG
Oppia nitens is the source of this 1659-nucleotide messenger RNA. RefSeq lists its product as uncharacterized. The record is from RefSeq and is a predicted model, not a curated record. Gene Ontology annotation, molecular function: CoA-ligase activity. Lineage: Eukaryota; Metazoa; Arthropoda; Arachnida; Sarcoptiformes; Oppiidae. Bases 238 to 1659 code for a protein of 473 amino acids. The transcript is spliced from 7 exons.